AUGGCCCCAGGGGCGCUUGCGAUGCUGCUGCUGCUGCUCCUGCCACCACUGCCCGGGCUCCCCUCCCGGACUGCUGGCUGUCCGUCUUCCUGUCGCUGCUAUAGUGCCACCGUGGAGUGUGGCGCCCUGCGGCUGCGCGCAAUCCCGCCCGGAAUCCCGCCCGGCACGCAGACGCUGUUCCUUCAGGACAAUAGCAUCGCGCGCUUGGAGUCCGGCGCCCUGGCACCGCUCGCCGCCCUGCGCCGUCUCUACUUGCACAACAACAGCCUAGGCGCCCUAGAGUCCGGAUCCUUCAGCGCGCAGCCGCGACUGCUUGAACUUGCGCUCAAUGGCAACCGGCUGCGCGGCUUACGAGGCAGCGCCUUCUCCGGCCUGUCUCAGCUGCGCGUGCUCUACCUGGCGGGCAACCAGCUGGCUCGAUUGUUGGAUUUCACCUUCCUACACCUGCCGCGCCUGCAGGAGCUGCACCUACAAGAAAACAGCAUUGAGCUGCUGGAGGACCAGGCCCUGGCUGGACUCUCCUCACUCGCCCUGCUGGACCUCAGCAGGAACCAACUGGGCACCAUCAGCCACCAGGCCCUACAGCCCCUUGCCAGUCUGCAGGUCCUGCGCCUCACAGAGAAUCCGUGGCGCUGUGACUGUGCCCUGCAUUGGCUGGGCACCUGGAUCAAGGAAGCAGGCCAGCGGCUGCUCAGCUCCAGGGACAAGAAGAUAGUGUGUGCAGAACCCCCGCGCCUGGCACUUCACAGUCUCCUGGAGGUAUCUGGUAGCAGUCUCAUCUGCAUCCCGCCCUCAGUGCACGUGGAACCGCUAGAGAUCACAGCCAAUCUGGGAGAGGACCUGCGGGUGGCCUGCCAGGCUUCAGGAUACCCGCAACCCCUGGUCACCUGGAGAAAGGUCAGCCAGCCCCGCGAGAGGUCAGAGCAGGCCCAAGCGCACCCCGAAGGCAGAGUGCCAGGCCUGGGUGGGCAUGGAGCCCCGGACAUGGGCAGUGGCAUGCUCUUCCUCACUAACAUCACCUUGGCCCAUGCUGGCAAGUACGAGUGUGAGGCUUCCAACGCCGGCGGCACUGCCCGAGUGCCCUUCCAGCUCCUGGUCAACCUGUCUCAGCAGCAGCGGUUGCCAGCAGCCCCGUCGCCCCCGUCCGCUGGCCCAGUCAGCCACGAGCCCCUGUACGAGGCGGGCAGCAUGGCCUUCCGCGCCCUGGGCCUGGCCACCCAGACUGCCAUCGCGGCGGGCAUCGCACUGCUAGCACUCACAGCAUUGCUGUUGGCAGCCAUGAUCUGCCGGAAGCGGCGCAAGCGGAAAAAGGCUGCGGGGCCUCCGGGGGAGGGUGUGCUGUUCGUCAAUGACUACUCCGACGGGCCCUGCACCUUCGCCCAGCUCGAGGAGCUCCGCGACGAGCAAGGUCACGAGAUGUUCGUCAUCGACCGCUCCAAGCCCCUCUUCACCGAGGGACCGGCAACAGAGGCGCUGGCGGACCGCGCCCCCUCUGAGGGUGCGGCGUCCAGCCCCGCGCAGGGCCUCCUGUUCCCACCUCCGGUCGCCUUUGAGAUUCACUGCUAA
Chrysochloris asiatica (Cape golden mole) is the source of this 1566-nucleotide messenger RNA. It is a transcript of the gene LRRC24, whose product is annotated as leucine rich repeat containing 24. Gene Ontology annotation, molecular function: protein binding. The coding region runs from base 1 to 1566 and encodes 521 amino acids. The record is from RefSeq and is a predicted model, not a curated record. The transcript is spliced from 4 exons. Lineage: Eukaryota; Metazoa; Chordata; Mammalia; Afrosoricida; Chrysochloridae.